Xenopus laevis (African clawed frog) is the source of this 6109-nucleotide messenger RNA. It is a transcript of the gene prss23.L, whose product is annotated as serine protease 23. The record is from RefSeq and is a predicted model, not a curated record. Lineage: Eukaryota; Metazoa; Chordata; Amphibia; Anura; Pipidae. The transcript has 2 exons. Bases 242 to 1363 code for a protein of 373 amino acids.
GAGUGGGAGAAGCUGCUGCUCAGAAAGUUGUGAGAGUCCGGCGGAGAGAGGGUCAGGGAGAGGCACCUGCAGACACUCACACUCACCUAUGGGAAUGACGCGAGAAGGACUCUGAUCUGCGACCCCGUCCCACUUGCCUGACCUACUUUGCCCGUGGAAAUAGGAGCCAGUGCCCCUGAGACACUUUCCCUAAGGAACGAGCUGCCACUUAGUUACAAAGUUACUGACCUGAUAAAGCGCCAUGAUGUUGGAGGAGAGACUUCCUGCUGUGUGUGUUCUCCUGUCUUUACUGACGUUUGUGGAACCCUACAACUCUCCCCUGAAACCAACGUGGCCUAAUUACAAAGUUCCGGUUAUUCUCCCACAGUCUAUAUCUAAACUAGACAAAGCACAAUUUGAUGCAGAUCCCAGUCUGAAUGUGUCGUCUUCAUGUGGGGCCGAAUGCCAUAAAUACUCCUCCAUGCCAACCUAUGAGGAUCUGAGGGAUUAUAUGGCCUACGAGACCCUCUAUUCCAACGGAAGCCGUACCAUGACCAAUGUGGGCAUUUAUGUUCUUAGCAGCAGCGGAGGGGAGGGCAGGUCUCGCACAAAGAGGCAGAUAUACGGCCAUGACGGUCGCUUUAACAUAUACGGCAAAGACUUUUUGCUGAAUUAUCCCUUUUCAACAUCUGUCAAAUUGUCCACCGGGUGCACCGGCACUUUGGUGGCAGAAAAACAUGUUCUAACCGCGGCUCAUUGUAUCCACGAUGGGAAGAGUUACGUUAAAGGUGCCCAAAAGCUGAAGGUCGGGUUCCUAAAACCAAGGUAUAAAGAUGGAGGGAAAAGCCUAAAUCAGACUAAUCCCAGAAUUCCAGAAAAGAUGAAGUUCCAAUGGAUCCGGGUAAAGAGGACCCACGUUCCCAAAGGCUGGAUUAAAGGAAAUGCCAACGAUAUUGGAAUGGAUUAUGACUAUGCUUUGCUGGAGCUUAAGAAACCUCACAAGAGAAAAUAUAUGAUGAUUGGCGUCAGCCCUUCCGGGCGCUACUUACCUGGAGGUAGGAUCCACUUCUCUGGCUAUGACAACGAUAGGCCUGGCAACCUGGUCUACAGGUUUUGCGAAGUCACUGACGAAACCUACGACCUUCUCUACCAACAAUGUGACGCUCAACCAGGCGCCAGCGGCUCUGGCGUCUACGUGCGAAUGUGGAAGAGGCAGAAGCAGAAAUGGGAAAGGAAGAUCAUCGGAAUAUUUUCCGGCCACCAAUGGGUCGACAAAGAUGGCGACAAACAAGAUUUCAAUGUAGCCGUGCGCAUAACGCCGCUGAAAUAUGCCCAGAUCUGUUUCUGGAUUAAAGGAAACUACGCUGAUUGUCGGGAUGAAUAACCCCCCUGUCUCCUUCCAAAGUAGCGAUGCACUUGAACGUCUUACGAGUUUUACAAAGCGAAACCAAAACCCACCGAGAUUAACGUUUGUAUUUAAAAGUCCUAAGCUAAACGCGCCUUCACUAAAGAGCACGAUGAAUCAAGGGGAAGCAACACAAGGGAAAAGGAGAUACUUGGUUAUUUGUCUCUAGCUACUGUUCUGUACUGAUACAUUGAAAGAGUCUAUUGAUGGAAUGUAUUAACUAGCACACAUAUAUAGUUUUUUAAAAUGAUAUCUAUUUUUUUUGGUCCUGCGCCCAGUUUUAUGAAUUUCAAAACUAAAAUUAAAAUAUUCAUUCCAUGGCCAAUACCUCCAGCCUUCCGUGUAAUCGUACCACGUUCAAGAGUUAAAAAAUGUCACAGCAUGGACUCGAAUUCUAUAGAGAUUUCAUUUAUUUCCAAUUUUCCUGCUGAGUUCUGAGUUCAGCACUGAAGCGUUAAGGAUCUUUCAGCACACCAUUUCCAUUCGCCCGUAUCGCUUCAUCUCAGGAAGUAAAAAGAACCACUUAUUGCCUUAUGUAUUCUGCAUUUAAUGAGAGCGUAUCGCAUUUCAUUUGCACGUUAGCUACAUAUUCUGCAUUUCAUAGAGAAUAUUUCAUGUCAGAUUUUUUUUCUCCUAAUUUGGAAGACACUGGGUUUAGUCUAAUAAAAGAUUGGUUUUCUAUUAUUUACCAUAUAUAUAUGUUUUCACUCUAAAUCCAACUGAGCUUUAAGGUGUAUCUAGAAGAGCAUGUAGACUUCUCAUACAUCUUAACAACAAUGGACUUAAGACUGAGCACCCUCCUGCCACUCCUUUAAACACCCACAAGGAUGUCCAACCCCACAGUUAGAGAACCAUUCUCAAAACCCUUUGAAAGUGUUAUUUUUGUUUGACCAGACUGGAGGCUCAGUAGUUAAGGUGAUAUUUACUUGUCACCAAUUUAAAAGCAUCCAUCUUUUUAGUUGCUAUGGGUUAGUAGCUCAUUGCAUCCACGAUGGGAAGAGUUACGUUAAAGGUGCCCAAAAGCUGAUGGUUGGGUUCCUAAACCAAGGUAUAAAGAUGGAGGGAAAAGCCUAAAUCAGACUAAUCCCAGAAUUCCAGAAAAUAUGAAGUUCCAGUGAAUCCGGGUAUAGAGUACCCAUGUUCCCAAAGGCUGGAUUAAAGGAAAUGCCAACAAUGUUGGAUAUACUUUGCUUGAGCUUAAGAAACCUCACAAGAGAAAAUUGAUGUCCAACUCCACAGUUAGAGAACCAUUUCUCAAAACCCUUUGACAAUGUUACUUUUGUUUGACUAGGCUGGGGCAUCAGUAGUGAAGAUGAUAUCUACUGGUCACCACUUCGAAAGCAUCCAUAUUUCAGAUACUAUGGGUUAGUAUGGCUUUAUAAUGGCUUAUGAUUGUGGUAUUGCUGAAAUUCCCAUCUGCAAUGCCAGCUGUAAAGUUGCGUAAAGAUUGGUCAGUGAAGAGAUAAACCUAUGGCGGGACCUAUUGAUGUGCGUACAUCACUAGCGGGAGCCAUAUUAACUAAUUUAGGCCUAGCUGAUAAGCAUACCUUAUCGACACAUUCAUCAACUGAUUUUUCAGGUCUUAUUGGAAUCUGGAAUUGGUUCUGAUGAGAAAUUGUUUCAUUUGAACCCCAACACAAUUUGGUCAAGAACUGGCCAAACUGGUUUACCUUUGUGCAUCAGCUUAAGAUGACGCUCCUCCACUUUUUAUGUGUAAGCAGAUGUAAGUCAAUAGAAGCCUUUCAAUCAGCAUCAGAUAGAAUCUCAUGACUUGUAAAAAGCAGUCAAGCUGCAGGAGAAUUCUCCCCUGGGAAACAGCUAGAACCUUCUCUGAUCCAUAGGAUUUUGUGCAAUGUGAGAGCCUAAAAAGGUCCAUGCACUUGUCAUACAUUUCACACUACCUAUUCUGUUCUUUUUAAACAAAUAGCAUGGUGGGCUGUUGAUCCAACCGUCUGCUUGACCAUGACCAUAUUUUAGAUAUUUGCUGACUCAUGACCCUAAUGAUUAUCCUGCACCCCCAUCAUCCACUGCCUGCACCCACCAAACUUUGAGCCUAUUCUUCGGUUUGUGAACCUCUCCACUAGAUGCUGAUAUUACAACUAGAGAGGCAACAAAUUCAAGAUUCUGUUCUUGAUUUGACCAAACCUCACCCCUUAUGAUUUGCAACAUUUUUUAAAGAUUUUUUGCCAAGGGACCCCUAAUCAAAACUUUGCCCUGGACCAUUCUAUCUAUCCAUUUUAUUCUGUCUUCUGGGCAUCCCAGUGAUUAUUAAAAUAGGUUCUACUUUUGGUGGACAGGGUCAACCACCUCCAUGUUAAAUGGAAACUGUAACUUGAUUGAAUACAGUUUUACUAAAUUUACAACAAUCAUUUCCCAAGCGAUGUCAUUUAAAGGGACGUAUCCCGAAAUGGGCAGGUUAAUUGGCUCAUGAAGAAAUUGACAACAUGUGUGACUGUGAUAGGAACUUUAGAUUGUAAGCUCCACUGGAGCAGGGGCUGAUGUGAAUGGUGGACGAUCUGUGUAUGGCCCUGAACAAUGUGUUGGCUCCAUAUAAAAGAUGGAUCUUUUUUUUAAUUUUUUUUAAAUGAUGAUUAUGGCACUGAAUUCAUCACUAAUGGGGUGUAAAUGUUAGCGUUGUCAAGGCAACCAUAGGUGAGAAUUGAUGGUUACAUAUUUUUUCAGGUCGGCUGGUGGACAUAUUGACAUAAAUGUGUUAUCUAUAGAAUAAUACCAGAUGUUUUGGUGGAAUAGAAUAUAGGUCCUUAAUGGAUAACAUAUACUGGGAUAUUCUCCUUUUAUUUCUGCCUGUGUGGGCCAAUAAAUGCAGAAUAAACUGAGGAUGUACAUGACAUGUUGUGUAUGAUUUAAGAGAUUGGACAUUACAUCAGUGGAGUAGGAAAUGCUCGUAAUUAAGGGCCGAGAACAUGGGAUUUAAGGAUAUCUCUAAGCAAAAGGUGAACCAACAAAUCUUGGCAAUUGGCUGCAUUUCUCAGAAGGAAAACUCCUUAAAUCCUGGGCAAAUGGUCCUUGGGGAUUUCAGUACCUCAGCCUUACACAGUAACAUAGUGACUAAUGAGGCAUGAGGUCAGGGAUGGAAAUGAUGGCUCAUUCUUGCAUAGCUAGCCUUCCGUGAAAUUAUCCUGAUAUCAGCUGAAAUAUUUUCCAUUAGGAAGUAGCCUUUAACAUCUGGCUUAGAAUACUUAUUGGCUUUAUGUUGCCUUAGGCAUGUUUUGUAGUGGAAGCAAGAAGAGGACAGUUACCAUGUGACACUUGGGCUUUGACUUCCAACAAGUCCCAAAAAUCAUGGCACACUUUGCCUGUAUCUAUCCCCAUAACAAAUAAUAGCUGUAUAAGUGUGAUGCUGAUUAUUAUUGUACAGGUAUGGGAUCUGUUAUCUUGAAAGCCAUUAUCCAGAAAGCUCCUAAAUACAGGAAGGCCAACUACCAUAGACUUCAUUUUCAUCAAAUAAUUAAAAUUUGUAAAAAUGAUUUUUUUCCCCUUUUAUUAGAAGUCAGUAGUGAUGUGCGGGUCCCGGCUUCCUCCACCCGUGCCCGUCCGCAUCUGACUUCCAGGUUCCUUUUAUAGACCAUUGCCGCCUUGCCGAUGACAUCACAAAAGGGGUGGGUUGAGCAGGCGCGCGGCUAUAGGUAGCAGGCAGGGAGAGCAGAUGGAAGAGCUCGACCCAGACCCACCCACCCGACCCGUGGGUAUUGGGCCGGCCCACACAUCACUAGAAGACAGUACCUUGUCUUUGAUCCAAACUAAGAUAUCAUUGGUCCUUUUAGGAGGCAAAACAAUAUUAUUGGGUGUCAGCGUCAGACUGGAGCAUUGGUGGCCGAUGGGGCUGCCACACCAAGGGCCCUCCUUGCAGCCACCAGGGGCCCCCUCCAAACCCCGGUCACAUCGUGUACUGAUAAUCUGUAUUUCUUCAGGGGAUGGCUGAUCAAGAGAGCAGACCUGGGCCAGUGGGGGCCUCUGAGAGCCGGGGCCCACCGACCCUGUUCAGUGUAAUUAACGUUUAAAUGAUUUUUUUAGUACACUUAAGGUAUGCAGAUCCAAAAUUUUGGAAAGAUCCCUUAUCUGAAAACCCCAGGUCCCAAGCAUUCUGGAUAACAGGUUCCAUACCAGUAAUUAGUUCCUGUUUGUAUUGGUAACAUGGACUAUCAUGCAGCCUUUAUAAUCCAAUAACAUGGGUAACUUUUGAAGCCUGGUAUGAACCUGCCUCUAGUAGCUUGCACUGGUAAUGAGUAAACAAUAAAGGAUGAACGUUCACGGAUAUUCAUUUCACUAUGGGGGAUCUCUUGAAAGACUCACCAAUGUGGUCCUGUCCUGAGGCUGAAGUCUAACACAGCACUUAUUAUAUUUAGUCCAUAUUCAUUUCUAGUAGAAUGCACUAAGGCUCUUUAGCUUUUAUUUAAUAUGUCAGUGUGCAGGGUAUUUCCGUGCUCUAUAGAUUACACACGUCCCUAAAAAUGUAAUGGUGCUUUUAUCAGUGUUGUGUAGGUGUAGCGUACGCUGCGCUCGGUGUAUCUUUAUUUCCUUAGAUAUACGUUCCCUCUCGCGAGCUGUGCAAUUUCUAAAGUGUUGUUUGUAAAUAGUUUUAAUGAUAAUUUGCAGAUAAUUUGCUAUUUGACAUGUUUUCCUGUAUUGUAUUGUGCCACCGCACUCCUUUCGAAUGUACGCAACCCAAAAAAAAGGAAAAAAAAUUAAAUGAAACAAAGAAAA